Messenger RNA from Phaeodactylum tricornutum CCAP 1055/1, 1493 nucleotides. RefSeq lists its product with no specific name. The record is from RefSeq and is a predicted model, not a curated record. Gene Ontology annotation, molecular function: oxidoreductase activity, acting on the CH-CH group of donors, NAD or NADP as acceptor. NCBI's taxonomy places the organism in Eukaryota, Bacillariophyta, Bacillariophyceae, Surirellales, Neidiaceae. Gene Ontology annotation, cellular component: endoplasmic reticulum membrane. Bases 90 to 1493 code for a protein of 467 amino acids. The transcript has a single exon. Gene Ontology annotation, biological process: sterol biosynthetic process.
AGCACGGUCGGCUUUCAAAACAGAUCUUACUUCACGAAAAUUAAAGGUUUCCUUCGACGCCUAGAAAGUCAUCGGAAGACUGUAGCACAAUGACAGUUGCGACGGCUGUUCCCAGGCAACAAAACCGUGCAGCGGCAGCGUUCGAGUACGAAUUUGGUGGACCUAUUGGGGCUACCCUCACGACUCUCGCACUCCCUCUCGUAGUUCUUGUACUGGCGCAUUGGAGUGACGUGGGUCGAGUUGACUUUGCUUUCCUGUCGGCGAGUCUUGGGGACACGACGAACUCCCAUGAUCCGAAGCCUUUCUGGCAGAUAAUCCGCCAAAAUUCCGUGCUUUGUCCUCGCUGCAACGACAGCGAUUCCGUAUCGUUGUUACUUCGAUGUGCCCUCGGCGUCGUCGCUUGGUUUCUAUUCCAAGUAUUGCUGGAACGGUUUUUGCCCUGUGAACUGGUUCAGGGAUCUCCCGUCAAGGGAGAUGCCAAAAAUCGGUUGACGUACCGCAUCAAUGGACAUUUGGCUUUUUGGGUCACGUUGCUGCUCGUGCACGCGGCGUGGCCCGUUUGGGAUGCCAACGCCGCUUUGUAUCAGUUCACCACGGCACCAUUGGCAACCCUUUACAAAUAUUACACCGAACUUGCUUUCGUCACAAUUCUUCUCUCGGCAAUGGCAUCGACUGGCUUGUACUUGGAUUCCUUUCGUGGCCAGCACAAAAUUCUUGCCGAUGGUGGUGAUUCCGGCAACGUCCUGUACGACUUCUUUAUUGGCCGCGAACUCAAUCCCCGGAUCGGCACUUUCGACUGGAAAGAGUUUUGUGAACUCCGUCCCGGGCUUAUUGGUUGGGUGCUUCUAAAUAUCGCUUGUGCGAAACAACAGUACAGUGUUCUGGGAUACGUUACGGGCAGCAUGAUUCUCGUUAACGUGUUUCACGGAAUCUACGUCUGGGAUGCGCUGUACCAAGAGCGUGCAAUCCUCACCACCAUGGAUAUUACCACGGAUGGCUUUGGAUUCAUGCUUUUGUUCGGUGACCUCGCGUGGGUGCCAUUUACCUACUCGCUCCAAGCGCGUUAUUUGGUCAAGCACGACCCCAAUUUAAGUGCCGUGGCUCUUGCGGGUAUCGUUGCGUUGCAUAUUCUAGGAUACCUUAUUUUCCGCGGAGCCAACGGACAAAAAGACGCCUUUCGUCGCAAUCCGACCGAUCCAGCCUUGUCCCAUUUGACCUUUUUGCAAACCAAACGCGGAACCAAGUUGUUGACCUCCGGAUGGUGGGGUAUGGCAAGGAAAAUCAAUUACACGGGUGACUGGAUCAUGGGUUUGACAUGGUGUAUGGUAUGUGGCUUUGACUCCGCUGUACCCUACUUUUACGCUGUUUACUUCUUCAUCUUGCUGGUUCACAGAUCCAUUCGAGACGAUCAUAUGUGUUCCGUCAAGUAUGGCGACGAUUGGGAAACCUACAAAUCGAUUGUGCCGCAUCGGUUUGUCCCUGGUGUGGUCUAG